This is a messenger RNA of Hibiscus syriacus, 1146 nucleotides long. RefSeq lists its product as uncharacterized. The record is from RefSeq and is a predicted model, not a curated record. Bases 1 to 1146 code for a protein of 381 amino acids. Gene Ontology annotation, molecular function: DNA binding; transposase activity. NCBI's taxonomy places the organism in Eukaryota, Viridiplantae, Streptophyta, Magnoliopsida, Malvales, Malvaceae. Gene Ontology annotation, biological process: DNA transposition. The transcript has 5 exons.
AUGAGUGAAAAUGAUGCGAGUGAGGAAGAGGGGUCUAUACAUGAGGUAUAUGUGGGUGUAGAUUUUGAAAGAGAUUUUAAUGGGUUAAACAAUAUAGAUGAGGGAAAUAUUAAUGCAUCUUUGAAUGAUGAAAAUGAAACCGAUGGAGUAGAGUCAUUGCAUACUGAAAAUGAAUCUUAUUCUGAGUCUGACUUUGAUGGUCGAGGAAAACAUAGAUGCCCUGAGUUUAAUGAUGAAACUGAUAUGGAAAACCCAUAUUUUAAAGUUGGAAUGAUUUUUGGUGAUAAGUUGAAGUUCAAAGAGGCUGUCAGGCAGUAUGGGAUUAAGAAUAUGGUUGAUAUCAUAUUCAAAAGAACUUACAGUGUUAGGGUGCAUGUUGUUUGCAAUGAAGGGUGUUCGUGGGCUAAUCCUCAGUACCCAAUUACAACUUUAAGACAGGUUGUAUUAGAAGAUCAUGUGUAUAAAAUGCCAUUGAGUAAAUGCUUGAGAGCUAAGCACUUAGCUCUUGAUAUGGUCAUUGGGAGUCACAAUGGUCAAUACUCAAAGAUAUAUGAUUAUCUUGGAGAAAUGAGGUCUUCUAUUCCUGGAAGCACAACCAUUCUAAAAUUGGAUAAUAGGGUGUUUGAAGAAUGUACAUAUGUUUACAAGCAUGCAAAUAAGGGCUAUUAUAGAGGUACUCUUCUGGCUGUUAUUGGUAUUGAUGGUAAUGAAAACAUCUAUCCAAUUGCUUAUGUUGUUGUCGAGAGUGAAAAUGAAUCAUCUUGGACUUGGUUUCUGUUACUGUUGGAAAUUGAUUUGGAGAUUAAAACCUCCCAUAAUAUCACAUUUUUGUCAGACAAGCAGAAGGGACUGGUUGAGGCAGUGAUGUAUGUUUUACCUAAUGCUGAGCAUAGGACUUGUGUGAGACACUUGUACUCCAACUUUAAGAAUAAUGCUCAAUUCAAAGGAAAGAACUUAAAGGAUGCAUUGUGGAAGGCAGCUAGAGCUACCUACAAAAAAGAGUUUGAAGAUGCAAUUGAUGAACUGAAAGCAUUAUCAAAACCAUCCUUUGAUUGGUUGAAUGCAAAAGACCCUGCCCAAUGGUCUAAAUCUCAUUUCUCCCCAAGGAGUAAAUCAGACAUGCUUCUCAGCAAUUUGUCUGAGUGA